UGUGUGUGGAUGACAAUCUAAUAUUUUUUCAUUAGACACUAUGACGAUGAUGCAAGUAUAGUAUAAUAUCCAUAACCAUGAAAAGAGGUCCGCUAACUGAACCAUGGUAGUUAGUCUUCUGACGAUGAUCUGGCCAAUAUCUAAUCGUCCACAGCUACCUUUCAUUUCUUUUUACAUGCCCGCUAUCAUUAUCUCAACAAACACACCAUCACUAAUGUCAUUGUUUCUUUUCUAUCAGCUAUCUAUAAAAGAAUGCGCCUUUCUGCGGAUUCUUUUUUUUUAUUCGCUUCCAUUGAUGCCGUUUACAAGCCAAUCCAUAAACUAAUCGGUGAUUACUUCUUUGUGUGGUUGAUCCCACAAUGGGAGGCUCCGUUCCUUGAUUUUUUACUGCAAAAGUAGAUA
This is a messenger RNA of Radiomyces spectabilis, 402 nucleotides long. RefSeq lists its product as uncharacterized. Bases 104 to 325 code for a protein of 73 amino acids. The transcript has a single exon. NCBI's taxonomy places the organism in Eukaryota, Fungi, Mucoromycota, Mucoromycetes, Mucorales, Radiomycetaceae. The record is from RefSeq and is a predicted model, not a curated record.